GGCAACACGAGUAUGUGUGUUUGGACUGUGGGAUGUUAUGAUUAUGGUGUUCCCAGCAGGCAGUUUGUUAGUGAAUGCCAAGUCUAUAUUUGAGUGUCAUUUACUGCCCUGAUUAAAACAGAAGGAGCAGAUUUUUUGGGACGAGUGGAAGGGAUGUGGCGGUUUGUUUUUAGGUUACGUGCAUGAUUGCCAGGUUAACUCCCCUGAAACAGACAUUCUUUAACAGUGGAGAAUCAUCACAAAACACUAGAAUUACAUGCAAGUGUUGACAAAAUAAGUGUAACAGAGGAGUUUACAGUAGCAUGGAAGGUUGCAGUGCAUCCUCCCCUGCAUUAGAAGAAACACUGGAGGAGGAUGAAGAAGAUCCGGAAUUAUGCCUUGAAGAAAGCGAGACCAUGGAGAAACCGACUGGGAGCAGAAGUGCAGUGCUGACACGCCGGGGUAUUACACUUCGUGUGCUACUCAAAGAUGGCCUUGUGGCACCUGGUGAGGGAGUGCUUUCCAUACAUUAUUUGGGGAAGAAAUUUGUUGGAGAUUUACUGUCUGAUGGGAAGAUAAGGUGGCAAGAGACUGGUCAUAUUUUCAACUCUCCCAGUGCUUGGGCUACUCACUGCAAGAAACUGGUCAACCCAGCAAAGAAGUCAGGUUGUGGAUGGGCAUCUGUGAGAUACAAGGGCCAGAAGCUGGACCAGUAUAAAACCACCUGGCUGAUGAAACAUCAGUCCUUUAACCAUCCCACAGAAACAAACGUGGUGAGUGAAGGAGAAGAUGAAGUGGCUGAUGAGGAUGAAGAUGACAAGUGUCACAUUUCAGAGUGCAGCACUGGCAGGAAACUGGAGGAUCUGAAUAAAAAACAGAACCAAAGUCUGGAACAGGGAACAGCAGAUACAGCGGUUAAAAAGCUGGAGAAGAAAGAACGCAUUCCUGUAAGAUACAGCUGCAUCGGAAAUAGAGACUUGGCCAGAGAUCCACGUACCCUGGUGGAAGUAAUGCCGUUUUCUGCUCUGAACAAGUUUCAGCCUUUCAAUGUAGCAGUUUCUAGUAAUGUUUUGCUGUUAGUGGAUUUUCACUGCCAUUUAACAACGAGUGAAGUAGUGGGAUACCUUGGAGGGCGAUGGGACACAAACACACAGCUGCUUACAGUUCUGAGGGCAUUUCCAUGCAGAGUACGACUGGGAGACCUUCAGUCUGCUGGUACCGUUGAAGAGGAGAUUUGCCAGAGCAUGUUCAUGAGAGGCCUUUCCCUCGUUGGAUGGUACCACAGCCACCCGUUCAGCCAUGCCUUGCCCUCUUUGCAAGAUAUUGACUCUCAAAUGGAUUAUCAGCUCAAAUUACAGGGCAGCAACAAUAACUUCCAGCCCUGCCUAGCUCUCAUCUGUGGUCCUUAUCACAAUGGAAACCCAAGCAGCGAGUCAAAAAUACUGCCAUUUUAUGUCAUGCCACCUCCUGAGCAGCGGGCAAGUGAUUAUGGUAUUCCAAUGGAAGUAGAGGUGACUUACGUACAAGAUAACUUCCUGCCUAAUGAUGCACUCAGUGAAAUGGCCCUGCUAGUAGAACAUUACAAAGGUGCCCCAGACCAUGUGAAGUUCAAAGAUACCUGGAAUCAACACAAGACAUAUCUUGAUAAGUUGAAGGAGUCCCUGGCCGGCAAGACACCAAAAGAUCAAGGUUAUGCUCCUGUCAUGGAGCAGAUCUAUAGCUCACUCUUGUGAAUUAGUUUGCAAUGUUACAAAGGAUCAUUUGAUUCUCUUAUUUUAUUUUUUUGACCAUGUUUUUCCUCAGGACAUAUGCAGAUAUGUGUGCCUCAGUCCUUAGACUUCCCACAGUACUGUGUUCUUAAGGAUACGUCAAUCCCUACAUCCAACGGUAGAUAUCUUAUUGUGUCUCGACCUUCAGAAGGCUCCUGUUUGUCAGUAUAAAGAAUGUAACAACGCCUGGCGAUUGCUUGCUUUGUUGUAGGUUGAAGGGAGUGUACAGGACCAUCUCUGAUAGUGUGUUUUGUUGUUUAAUGGUUUGAGUUCUUCCUGAUUUAGAUGUCAGUGUUUAUAUAGAAACAGCACUGCCAUCAUUGAUUGCCAUUGUUUUAAGCUCAUCUGCUGUAAGAGUUGAUACAUCAUCUUGCUGUCUUUGUAGAGUAGCGGGCACUGCAGUACCAUGCAGUUGAUAUACCCUGAUAGGUGAACAUCUCCUCAAGGUGAGACCAUGAGCCUGCUUCUUGUAGACUCCAUGACAUAUUGAAAUGAGAGAAGUAUUAGAUUUUACCAAGACCCUGAGUGUUAAUUCACAAUGAUAGUUGCUAUAAAAUGAAUGGCGUUUAAGUAAAAUGUAAUUAACAUGAGCUACAAAAUACACAAAUGUGCAAAUUCCUAGACCUUACUGUAGAGACAGAAUGUUAAAUCUAUGGUACUGUAUUUAGAUGGUGUGCCACUGUUUUUUUAAGUGUGUUUUGUACCCGUCUCAUUCAAUUUUCAUGAACCCGAACAGAACUACAACUGAUUUUCAGAAUGAUUUGCAAGGCAAAUGAUUUCAGCUAUUGUAUGUUUGUACAAAACUACCAUGCUGCCUGUUCUGUGUUCAGUGCAUUAUUUUCAUGAGGUCGUCUAGGAAGAGCAUUUCAUACUGUAACUCGAAAGAAAGCAGUAGGAUAAAGGCUGAAAAGCUAAUUGUCUUUAGCAAGUGAGGACCUUAAAAUGUUUACACUCUGAGUUUAAUCCCUUAUUCUCAGAAACGCACAUGUAUACUUGUAUACACACAGUGUUUCUUAAACGCACUGCCAGGAUAUACGGUCAGUUUUGACACUUGUAUCUCAGAUGGGCAUCCUGCUGUCUUUAUGGCGUGGCACAGAAGAUGACUUUCAUAUGGUUCUGCUACCUGUAUUAUGCAUUUUGUAGUCCCCUGAGCUCUGACGUUUGGGUUUUAUGUGACACUACUCAGGGAAAAUUCAAACUGUGUUAUGUCAGACAAAUGGGUUCUUUUUAAAGACAUUCCAAAGUUUGUACAAGAAGAACUGGUUAUUUCAUAUUUCACUAGACUCAAGAUUUGUUUGGGGUAAUGUCCCAGAUCUGAAAGAAUGACACAAUUCUGCAAACUUAUAUAUUGUAAACAGAUGUAAGUAUUAUUUAACUUUUUUUCAUUUUUCAAGUUAAGUACUGGUGUAGAUCUUUCCUGUUUUGUUAAUAUUUAUAGUUUUGAUAAUAAAAUGUUUUAUAUAU
Molecule: messenger RNA, 3212 nt
Organism: Protopterus annectens (West African lungfish)
Lineage: Eukaryota; Metazoa; Chordata; Ceratodontiformes; Protopteridae
Gene: MPND
Product: MPN domain containing
Exons: 14
Coding region: 303-1712 (469 amino acids)
Biological process (GO): double-strand break repair
Cellular component (GO): BRCA1-A complex; BRISC complex
Molecular function (GO): polyubiquitin modification-dependent protein binding; metallopeptidase activity
Source: RefSeq, a predicted model, not a curated record